Gossypium raimondii (Peruvian cotton) is the source of this 1710-nucleotide messenger RNA. RefSeq lists its product as uncharacterized. Gene Ontology annotation, cellular component: SAGA complex. The transcript has 13 exons. Lineage: Eukaryota; Viridiplantae; Streptophyta; Magnoliopsida; Malvales; Malvaceae. The record is from RefSeq and is a predicted model, not a curated record. The coding region runs from base 269 to 1462 and encodes 397 amino acids.
CAGUUUUUUUGUUUUCGUUUUAUUUUUCCUUCCCAAUUUUGCUCCGCCACAAUGCCAACUCAUCUCUUCUCUCCACCUAGGGUUUCCAUUUCCGCCAUUGCAGCUCUUUCCUGAACUUUUAGUUUCACUCACAUUGCAUCGGGAUCAGCGCAUUGUUUUGAGAACUAAUUCCAAUUUUUUUAAUUUUCUCCGCAAUUUUAGGGUUUUUUUCCCAAAAUAUUUAUGGUGUAGAUCGAGUGUAUAGAUUCGGAGCUAGCUUUGUGUCUCAAUGGUAUGCUCACUGGGAAGUGGUAGAAUGGCGGUUAUGGCUAGGCUUCUUGAAGCAGGAAGCAUCUCGCCGAGUAUAGCAGAGGAGGUUGGCAAUAAAAAAUUAGCUGCUCAAUUGCAGGAGGCAGAUGAGGCAAAUUUACUUGAUGAAGAAGAUAUGCAUGUCUUUGGCUUGAAGCCCAUGACUGAUCCUUUAAAUUUGGUAUGUUGUAAUGCUUGUAAGAAGCCGGUCAAGGCCAGUCAAUAUGCUGCUCAUGCAGAACUUUGUAGGUCACUAAAAAUCACAGAAGAAAUUAUUUUGGAGCUUGAUGGUAAUACAGGCCAUAGGAAACCUCCAAGGAAGGAAAGGAAGAAGUCACUAGCAGCUUAUGCUAACCAACCUACACUAGCUGGGGACCAGGAAAGAUCCGAAAUUAUUGAUGCUGAUGAUGAUCCUACAGCAUCAGAAUCCCUCGUGGAUGGGCAAAUUGGAAUGACUUCUUCCUUAACCAUGCAUGUGAAACGGAAUUCAACUUGUAUAGAUAUGGGAUAUCUGAUGGAUGGCUCAGGAAUUAGUCCCCAGAAUACUGAUCAAUCGGCCUCUCUAGUGCCACCUUCAACAAAACGCUUUAAAUUGCUAGCUGGUAACCGACUUCCCUUGCCGGAUGAUCCAAAAACAGCUUCUGGUGUGAAAAAGAUUCUAAAUUCACAUGACCUGUAUGCAUCAAAGGACUCUCCAAUUAGAACAGUUUCCAGAAGUGAAACCCUUAACGUUAACUGUAAACUGACAAAAGAUCUGCCUGCCCCUCUUAGUACCAAAAUGUAUUACUCUCAAAGAAAUAGUCGUCUUCGCUUAGCGCUUAGUCAUCAGUACUUCAUUACUUCAACCAAAGAACUUUGCAGUGAAAUGGCUAAUCGACAAGUGUCAAAGCAGAGCACGAUGAUGUUACGGGAUUCUUCUCAGGGGGUCUGUCCUCUUGAACAUGCAGAUAAUCUGCUUACCAAGAAGCAAGAGUCUUCUCUGCAGAAACCCGAUCAAGUUCUUGCUCAAAUUUCAGAAUUUUGCUCGAGUAAAUCUGAGGUGUGCCUGCCAUCCAAUGACUUCUCAAAUCCGCAUCCUGUUGAUAUUAUUCCAAGGCCUCAGGCUGAUUCUGUUGGAUUGACCCGAAGCAAAUAUGUUCCUGAGCACCAUGCUUUUGCUGGAAACUCAGUUUGAUUUUCUGCAGACAAACUGCUGGGGCCUUUGCAGCCUCCUAAUGGAAGUGUUCCUGUUGUAUAGACAGUCCCAGGAUCAAUUUUUUGCUUGGCGAAGGUGUAUUUAGCCAUACAUGAGAUUUAGGAUCCAUUUUUUAAAACCUAGGAAAGCAUAUCUCUUCAAUUGUUCAUUCUAGUCUUCUGAAUUGCACUUUUGACUACUAGCUUCUAUUUAUAUUUCAUGGAAAUGAAGUAAAUAUCUUUCAAUUA